Messenger RNA from Medioppia subpectinata, 622 nucleotides. NCBI's taxonomy places the organism in Eukaryota, Metazoa, Arthropoda, Arachnida, Sarcoptiformes, Oppiidae. The record is from the annotation of a GenBank genome assembly.
GUAUUGUCUUAAUAGCAAUUGAAGACAAUUAACGAGAAUGUUGUCUAAAUGUGUGUCGAUAUCUCACGUCACUCUCUAUGUCUCAAAUGCGAGACAAACGGCACUGAAUUUUUGUCUUCAGUACGGAUUCAGUCCAUUCAGAUAUCGUGGUCUCGAAAGUGGCGAUCGGUUGCGCUCUUCGCACGCCGUCAUCAACAACGAUGUCGUCUUCGUCUUCGUGUCGCCACUAAUCCAUUGCGAAGACAACCAUAACAUCUGCACACAUAUCACAAGACAUGGAGACGCCGUCAAAGAUAUUGCGUUUAAUGUCAACUCAAUGGACGAUUUGGUUCAACACAUCAAACUAAAUAGCGGUCAAGAAGUGAAACAAUGGUCCGAAUCUGAUCCCAAAGGAAACGUUAAGUUUUCCCGACUUUCGGCUUUCGGGGACACAACCCAUACACUCAUUGAACGCAAUGGUUAUCCAAAAGAGCUGUUCCUUCCGGGCUGGCAGUCGUCAACACUGGAGUCGGCCCUCAAGAAUAGUUUGUGGUCGAAAUUAGAGCCAACAAACAUCAGGUUCAUUGACCACUUGGCCAUUAACCAACCCGUCGGCCAAAUUCAGCCACUUAUCAAAUGGUAA